This is a messenger RNA of Pistacia vera, 1166 nucleotides long. Its product is annotated as transcription repressor OFP12-like. The coding region runs from base 240 to 899 and encodes 219 amino acids. NCBI's taxonomy places the organism in Eukaryota, Viridiplantae, Streptophyta, Magnoliopsida, Sapindales, Anacardiaceae. Gene Ontology annotation, biological process: negative regulation of DNA-templated transcription. The record is from RefSeq and is a predicted model, not a curated record. The transcript has a single exon.
CUAAUACCAGCCAGAAAAUAUACAUGUAAACAAAUCUCUCUCUUCAUUGCCUCAAAGCCUUAAACAAUUGACAAAUUCACAGGCCAUUUCACAAAAUAAAUUACUGUUUCUCUCUCUCUCUCUCUAUUUGCGUGUUUCUUUCUUCUACUCAAAUAUACAGUCAAAAUAUCAGACAUUAUUAGUAGACACAAUACCCAGCAGCUUCUCUCUGUCUCUCUGUCUUUCUUUCUCUCUGAAAAAUGUCUAACAUGUUUUGGAAGAACUUUAAUCUCUGUUUCUCAACACUCAAAUGCCUGCCUACUUUUUCCCCAUCUCCUCCACCAUCUUCAAAACAUGAUCAAAAUCACUCAACAUCAACCACUAGUCCUACAACUUCUCUUCUUUUCAAGAACUAUAACUCUCUCUAUGAUUUGUCUUCAUCUGAGCUUUCAACUUCCAAAUCUCUCGCUCCUUCAACAGAUGACUACUUCUCUUGUUCCACUUCAUCUGAUUCUGACUCUGAAGACAACUCAGCGCCAGAUUUUGCAACCAUUUUCGCCUCUCAACGCUUAUUCGUCUCCUCUCCUGGCCGUUCCAACUCCAUCAUCGAGUCACCAGAUAGUAGCAGACCUGAGAGUGAAGAAGCGCCACUCAAUGGAAGCGGCGUUGCUGUGAAGAAGUACUCUCCGGAUCCUUACAGGGAUUUCCGGUGUUCAAUGCAAGAAAUGAUUGAAGCCAGAAACUUAAAAGAUGUGAGGAGUAACUGGGAUUACUUGCACGAGUUGCUCCUUUGUUACCUUACAUUAAAUCCAAAGCACACCCACAAGUUUAUCAUAAGCGCUUUCGCUGACAUUCUCAUUUGCCUUUUGUCAUCCUCAGAUUCGGAUAGUCUCCGGAAACAAGAAGGCCAUCAGAGGUGACGUAACAUUAAUUAACAUUGUAGUUAACUUUUUAGCUAGCCAUAAAAAAGGAAAAGAAACAUUGACGGUUGUUUCUUCCUUCGUUUCUUUUCUAUCUCUCCGGUUGUGUUGUAGCAUUUUGUGAAGACAAAUUAAGGGGUUAAAUUAAAUGUAAUUGAUGAUCAGAAAACCAGGGAAAGCGUGGGAUAUUAAUGUCUCGAUGAAUGUUAGGAAUGCAUACUCUUGUAAGCUGUUAAUGUAAAAUGUGUUCAUGGUAAAAAAAAAAAA